Ciona intestinalis (vase tunicate) is the source of this 1475-nucleotide messenger RNA. RefSeq names its product vesicle-associated membrane protein 7-like. Gene Ontology annotation, molecular function: SNARE binding; SNAP receptor activity. Gene Ontology annotation, biological process: vesicle fusion; exocytosis. Lineage: Eukaryota; Metazoa; Chordata; Ascidiacea; Phlebobranchia; Cionidae. Gene Ontology annotation, cellular component: membrane; SNARE complex. The record is from RefSeq and is a predicted model, not a curated record.
AAACAACAAAAACAAACAGCUGAUCAAAGGAAUUGCCUAUGAGUCAGUUGCCUGGUUUCGUUGUCAGCAGUUUUUAACUAUUAAACACCUAAACAUAAACGAUAAAGGUAGUCAACCACCAAUAUUCAUAUAAAGUACGCUGUUGGUAUUAGCGGUAAACGUGAUUAAACUAGUAUGACGAUUUUGUUUUCGAUAAUCGCCCGUGGAACAACUGUUCUGGCACGAUAUGCUUCUUGUGCUGGUAAUUUCCAGGAAGUCUCCGAGCAAAUUCUUAGCAAGAUCACAGCAGAUGAUGCAAAGUUGACCUACUCACAUGGAAGCUAUUUGUUCCAUUACAUUUGCGACGACCGGAUCGUAUACAUGGCUAUCACUGAGGAUGAUUUUGAGCGAUCAAAAGCUUUUCGAUAUUUAUCAGACAUUAGAAAAAAAUUUCAAUCAACUUACGGAAAAAAUGUCCAUACAGCAUUGCCCUACGCCAUGGACACUGACUUUGCCAGGGUUCUGAUGGUUCAAAUGAAGAGAUUUAGCAGCAAUGAAGAGCCAGAAAACAAAGUAGAAGAAGUUCAGGAUCAACUUAAUGAUCUUAAAGGAAUCAUGGUGAAAAAUAUUGACAGUAUUGCAAAUCGAGGAGAGAAUUUAAAUCUAUUAGUUGAUAAAACAGAGGACCUUUCAGAAUCUGCGGUCACGUUUAAAAAGCAAAGCACAACUUUACGAAGAAGGCUGUGGUGGAAAAAUGUGAAGAUCACUGUGAUUCUAGUUAUUGUUGCAAUAAUUGUCCUCUAUUUCAUUAUAUGUGCUGCUUGUGGUGGAAUGAAUUGGCCACGAUGUGUGCACCAAUCAAAUUCUCCUAAUAAGACUUUAACUUUGACAUGAGAUGUGACAAUGCAUGUUAUGUGUGGCUAGCUGUAUCUCCGUGCAAUCAAAGAAUUUGACAUCAGCGUUAAUGCAUUUGUAAAAUGCAUGUAAUGUUUCCCACUAUAGGCUCUUAACUUUUUGUUAAUGCAUUUGCAAAAUGCAUGUAAUGUUUCCCACUAUAGGCCCUUAAUUUUUUAAAUGCAUGAGAGGCAGGGAUAGACGUGCAUUCUUGUGAAACAAAAUUCGUUCCAUUGGUAAUUAAUAAAUAUAGUGCAGAAAAUUCCAGGGUUGGCCUGCCCACCCUGCCCCCCCCAGGUUUUGCGCCUACAGUUUUCACUUUUCAAUAAUAUGUUUUUUUAGUUUGGAAAACUUUUAAUAACCAAAUAUGCUGUGCUCAGUACCAAAACAUAUAGGUCUACAUUUCACUGCCAUAACACAAAAUUGAAAUGUAGUUUCGCUCAUUUUAAAAAGUUUACCCUCCUGUUUUUGUACACAUAAAAAAUUCAUCCCAACCAUUUUGCAAAUAUGUAUCCAACAGUAGUAAUAAUGCAUGUGUUAAAUUCUCCUUUUUUCUUACUAUGGUAUACAUUUAUAUGACGUACAAAUAAAAAUUAAAUGUA